Molecule: messenger RNA, 1218 nt
Organism: Rhipicephalus sanguineus (brown dog tick)
Lineage: Eukaryota; Metazoa; Arthropoda; Arachnida; Ixodida; Ixodidae
Exons: 9
Coding region: 16-1218 (400 amino acids)
Biological process (GO): proteolysis
Molecular function (GO): metalloendopeptidase activity
Source: RefSeq, a predicted model, not a curated record
CGCAGCGUUCAUGACAUGAUACAAGGAAGCAUGGGAACUGUUUCGUCGGUGAAAGUAAGCGCACUGUCCUUCGCCUGCUUUUCUGCUGUCGUGAUGCACUUUGUCGCAGGUGCCAAAACAGCGAGGGUCGUUUACCCUAGGUUACUUGAAGAACGGUCAUCCGAUGGAGGAAUGAUGGUAAAGGUCCAUGAUGACUUGACCCUUAACCUGAGAAAAGGGUCGGUGGCGGCACGUGAACUGCGCGUCUUAACGGAAGAAAAUGGACGCCUCGUAACACGAUUCUACAACGGAGAGGACAUUGAGAGAAAUCUCUACGAAGAUGAAAAGAACAUCGCUUCAGUAAUGGUGACCAAGACUGGCAAUGGCGUCCGGAUGGAAGAUGCCUAUGUUGAUCGCCAAGAGGGAUAUCUUUAUGAUCGUGGCACCGUAAACAAGUUACAAUCUUACGCCCAGGCUAAGAAAAGUGCCUACGGCAAUCCCGAUUUCGUAUACCUCUUUACUGGAGAAGACCUGUACACAAGGUAUGGCGGAUACCUCACCGCCGCUGGUCUCGAAUACGCCACAGCAUCUUACCGGAUUGUCGUCCUUUCAGGAAUCGCUUUCGUGGCCAGUGUGUGCGAGUCGACCUUUGUUGGCCUGGGCGAAGACGAGGCAGGACUGUUCACUGGGAUGCACACGUUCACACACGAAACCUGUCACAUCCUCGGUGCUCGCCACGACGGAAGCGAUCCAGAUGCGGGCAUUCCUGGUCACCCUGGUUCGAAAAAUUGCCCCUGGGAUGACGGAUAUAUGAUGAGCUACGUGAACAAAGGGCCCAACCACCAAGUCUUCUCAUGGUGCAGCUUGCAACAGAUGGAAUUCGUAGUGCGCCUUAGGGGACCGAAGUGCUGGGCGCACGGCGACGAGGAGAAUGUGGUGGAGCACGUCUACCCUGGAAUGGCCGUCAGCAUGAAGGAGUUUUGUAUGAACAUAUACCGAGAGGAUAAAUCCUACGUGGAGUUUGACAAGUCCGAAGUCAACCCUAUGACGUGCAGGGUGAAGUGUAGAUACAACAAAUAUACAUGGUACGAUUACUAUCGUACUAACCCCGAGACAAUGACUAGGGAAGAUGAAGCACUGGACCACACGCCUUGCGGAAAGGAUAUGGUAAAGCAAUGUUUGACAACCAUUUCCCUCACAGACCACUUGUACCUGGUUUCACUUCGUUUAGCCAUUUAA